Messenger RNA from Saccharomyces paradoxus, 2190 nucleotides. It is a transcript of the gene KAR3, whose product is annotated as Kar3p. Lineage: Eukaryota; Fungi; Ascomycota; Saccharomycetes; Saccharomycetales; Saccharomycetaceae. Gene Ontology annotation, molecular function: ATP binding; microtubule motor activity; microtubule binding. The transcript has a single exon. The record is from RefSeq and is a predicted model, not a curated record. Gene Ontology annotation, biological process: microtubule-based movement. Bases 1 to 2190 code for a protein of 729 amino acids.
AUGGAAUCUCUUCCUCGUACUCCUACAAAAAAUAGACCUACGCAACAUCCCUCUACACCGUCGCCGAAAAAUGAUGUUAUGGCUCUGAAGGGCUACAAGAGAAGGAAUACGACAACUCCACCACCUAAACACACUCUUCUGAAACCGCAACAGACGGAUGUCCACAGACACUCAUUGGCUAGUCAGAGUCGCAUAUCCAUUUCACCCAAUCGUGAACUCUUGAGAAAUUAUAAAGGCUCGGCAAAUUUGGUUUACGGAAAUCAGAAAAGCAAUUCUGGUGUGACUUCCUUUUAUAAGGAAAAUGUCAAUGAACUCAAUAGAACACAAGCAAUCUUAUUUGAAAAAAAGGCAACGCUAGAUUUACUGAAAGACGAACUAACAGAAACAAAAGAGAAAAUCAACGCCGUUAAUCUCAAGUUUGAAACCCUUCGUGAAGAAAAGAUAAAAAUUGAACAGCAACUGAAUUUGAAGAACAAUGAACUCAUCUCCAUUAAAGAAGAAUUUUUGUCAAAGAAGCAGUUUAUGAAUGAAGGCCACGAAAUACAUUUAAAACAGCUAGCAGCAUCGAAUAAAAAAGACCUGAAACAAAUGGAAAAUGAAUACAAAACAAAAAUUGAGAAAUUGAAAUUUAUGAAGAUUAAACAAUUUGAAAAUGAAAGAGCGUCGCUUUUAGAUAAAAUAGAAGAGGUAAGAAACAAAAUCACUAUGAAUCCUUCUACUUUACAGGAAAUGUUGAGUGAUGUUGAACAAAAGCAAAGGCUUGAAAAAGAAGAAUGGCUUACAGAGUACCAAACCCAAUGGAAAAACAAUAUGGAGCUGAAUAAUAAACAUAUUCAGGACAUCGAAAACAUGAAAAAGGAGAUCGAAAAUGUGUUGAAACCCAAAUUGACAGAAAAAAAGAAGCUCUUAACAGAGAAGCGUAAUGCGUAUGAAGCUAUUAAAGUAAAAGUUAAAGAAAAGGAGGAAGAAACUACAAAGCUUAAAGAUGAGGUGGCUUCAAAAGAGAAGACUAACCUAAAAACUUUGGAGAGGAUCAAAGAGUUGGAGGAAUACAUAAAAGACACCGAACUAGGUAUGAAGGAGUUGAACGAGAUUCUAAUUAAAGAGGAAACGGUUAGACGUACACUGCAUAAUGAAUUACAAGAAUUAAGAGGAAAUAUACGAGUUUAUUGUAGGAUUCGUCCGGCUCUAGAAACUUUGGAAGACUCUGAUACUAGCCUUAUUAAUGUUAAUGAAUUUGAUGACAACCGUGGUAUUCAAUCUAUGGAAGUCACGAAAAUACAAAAUACAGCGCAAGUGCAUGAAUUCAAAUUCGAUAAAAUAUUUGAUCAACAGGACACGAAUGCAGAUGUUUUUAAAGAAGUUGGCCAAUUAGUACAGAGUUCUUUAGAUGGAUAUAAUGUUUGUAUCUUUGCAUAUGGGCAAACAGGAUCUGGGAAAACUUUCACUAUGCUAAAUCCAAGAGACGGCAUCAUUCCAUCCACAAUAUCUCAUAUAUUCAACUGGAUCAAUAAGUUAAAAACGAAAGGGUGGGAUUAUAAAGUUGACUGCGAGUUCAUUGAGAUCUAUAAUGAGAAUAUUAUAGACCUAUUGAGAAAUGACAGUAAUAAUAAAGAAGACACAAACACUGGCUUAAAGCAUGAAAUACGCCACGAUCAGGAAACUAAAACUACCAUGAUAACGAAUGUUACGAGUUGCAAGCUUGAAUCGGAAGAAAUGGUUGACAUGAUACUGAAAAGGGCAAAUAAAUUAAGGUCCACUGCUAGCACAGCAUCAAACGAGCAUUCUUCCCGUUCACACAGUAUUUUCAUAAUUCAUUUGUCAGGAUCAAACACAAAAACUGGAGCGCAGUCAUAUGGUACACUAAAUCUUGUUGAUUUGGCCGGUUCCGAAAGAAUAAAUAUCUCUCAAGUUGUGGGCGAUCGAUUAAGAGAAACUCAAAAUAUUAACAAAUCUUUAAGUUGCUUAGGUGACGUUAUUCAUGCAUUAGGUCAACCUGAUAGUACUAAAAGACAUAUACCAUUCAGAAACUCAAAACUGACGUACCUACUACAAUAUUCACUAACUGGGGACUCGAAAACGUUGAUGUUUGUCAACAUUUCACCAAGUUCCUCUCAUAUCAAUGAAACUUUAAAUUCAUUAAGAUUUGCAUCUAAAGUGAAUUCAACCAGAAUGGUAUGUAGAAAGUGA